CACGGGAAUUUAUGAUACGUUGCAAAGAAAAGGAAGCACUUUCGCGUGCACUGCGGACUGGCUGUUCAACAACAUUAUGAUUAUUGUUGUAGGUGGAGCUCGAUAGUUCAUUGCUGCAGUAAUGGCGCCUACGGUACAGGACCACGGAUGGGCUUGGAUGGUACUGUUAGGUGCACACAUCGGUCUAGUGCUCACCUCAGGGUUUUUGCAAUCACUCGGCGUUUUCUACAUCGAAUGGAAGGAGUUCUUCGAUUUGACUGCUACGGAUGCAAGUUGGCUUGUCAGCGUGCCCUUUUUGGUCGCCAGUCCAUUGUGUUUUUUCACUGGCAUUCUAGCAACUCGUGUCGGUAUACGCCAUGUAGCCAUAGUUGGGGCUGCAAUUACCGGACUUUCAACUGUACUUGGGUCAAUCGCCUCCAAUAUCACACAGCUGUACAUCUUCAAUGGACUGACCGGUGUCGGGUUGGUGAUGACUGUUUCCCCGGGCACAAUAAUGAUCUCUCGGUACUUCAAGGAACGCUACACAUUCGCCACAGGAGUUGUUUUACUUGGAGUGAAUGUGGGACAAAUGGUCUUCCCGCGCUUAAUUCGUCUCCUGGUUGUGAACUACGGAUGGCGAGGCGCCAUGUUUAUCAUUGGCGCUUUGCAGAUGAACGGGGUUGCUGCUUGCGCCCUCUUCCGGCCGCUCAAGUCCAAUCUCAGUCAUCCAACCCCACAGCAUGAGCAACAGGACCGUGAUAGUGACCGAACUAGACGAGACAAAAUGAACGCACUAUCAAGAAGAUACCUUCGCGUUUUCUCCAACAUCAACGUAAUGUUGAUUCUGUUGGCAAAUUAUGUUUACACGAUUGGUUUAAUGACAAACAUUAUUCAUCUACCGGCGCGCACCAAGGAGGCAGGUUGGUCACGUGACCGAAGUGCCAUGUUGCUCUUCGCCUUCGGUCUGGUAUCACUCAUCACACGAUCCACACACGGCUGGUUUGUGGACAGGAACUACAUCAGACCCUUCAAACUCCACUUAGUGACUGUUCUUGGGAUGACUGUCACUGCCUUCUUAAAUCCUGUCUCGGACGGCUACGGCUUCUUAGUCGCCUACGCAGUCGUUUUGGGAACCUUUGUCGGAAUCUCCACACCUCUUUUUAUCGUGAACACGAAGAACGUGGCCAGUCCGUCGGAGCAGCCGGCCGCACUCAGCUUGAUUUGGGCGUCAACCUUCCUUUCCGAUGGCUUCGGGCCAGUUGUUGCGGGCAAGAUUUACGACGCCACUGGGAGUUACGUCGCGCCGUUCUUGACCGGGGGCGCCCUUUGCCUGCUGUCAUUCCUGCUGUUAUGCGUGGUAGUCAGACUCGUGGGAAUUCAGAAACAAGAUAAACUCCAAAAGCCCGGGUUUCCAGAUCGCAUCGUCGUAACCAACGCCGACAGCACGGAAGAUGUCGAGACGCAGCCUCUCGGUGCAGAAACAGUCUGUGACGUCAUUCAACCAAGUUAAUAGCGCAUAUAUAUAUUACGUCCCAGCAAACACAUAAUGCUGUGAUAACAUUUGUGUAAAGUCGUACCGAUGUUAUAUCUAUAACAUUCGAAAAUAACAUUUUAAUGACUAUAUAGAAACAUCUUGACAUAUACACAAACAUUUUAAUAACGUGAUUUAAAUGCCUCAAAUUUGACGUUUAAUCAUGUAUUUUAAAGCGAUAAUGCUGUGAUAACAUUUUUGUAAAGUCGUACCGAUGUUAUAUCUAUGACAUUCGAAAAUAACAUUUUAAUGACUAUAUAGAAACAUCAUGAGUUUUGCAUGUGCAAGUAUGCAAAUGAGGAAUAGUAUGGUGCCUGCAUGUGCGUUACAUUAGCGUUUCUUUUUGUAUGCGGGGUCUGGGGUAAAAACAGAGUCAAUUCGUCG
Patiria miniata (bat star) is the source of this 1894-nucleotide messenger RNA. RefSeq names its product monocarboxylate transporter 13-like. The coding region runs from base 122 to 1489 and encodes 455 amino acids. NCBI's taxonomy places the organism in Eukaryota, Metazoa, Echinodermata, Asteroidea, Valvatida, Asterinidae. Gene Ontology annotation, molecular function: monocarboxylic acid transmembrane transporter activity. Gene Ontology annotation, biological process: transmembrane transport; monocarboxylic acid transport. The transcript has 4 exons. The record is from RefSeq and is a predicted model, not a curated record.